UCGAUAUAGAAUUCGAGGGGCGAUACAAAAACCCUAGCCUUCACCGCUUCGCGUCGUUCGGGAGCCCCGAGAUAUCCAGAAGGCAGACCACCGGCACUUUUGCGGUUUAACAGAGGCGGCGCGCGCUGCCCUUUCAAUUUCCAACAGGCAACAUCGUUGGAAAACCUUCGAAAUCAGAGUCGGAUGCAUUUUACAACAGUAUAAAUAAACCAUAAAGAAAAUAGUGGCUCAGUUGUUGCCUGCUGAAACGAAGUAUCAAACAUGACCAGACCUCCUAAGCGAGAAAAGCUCCACAACUCUCUGUCUCAUCCUCCAGAACAACUUUGCUUUGAAGGGGAAAGCUUGGAUCAUCUCCUCAAAGCUAUUGAUAGAGAGAUAGAGUGUGUGAGAAGCGUGGACAGAGCUUUGCCAGAUAAAGUCUGGUUUAAGCAACUGUUUUCAAUCGGGGUGAAUGAAGUGACACGACUGCUUGAACGCAUGCCUCCUAUCCAUGUAAACGACUGCUGCUCUCUUGUUACCCACAGUGAUUUAGUCAAAGUUCCUCCAGUCCAACUUCAGGCCAUACUAUUAGCAGCUGAUUGCAAUCCACAGUGGUUGACCAAGCAUCUAUCCAGUUUGGCUGCUUCACGGAGGGUACCUCUUUUCUUUGUGAAAGAUAAGAAAAGAGCUUCUUUGAGGUUAGGGGAAGUGGUCAAACUAAAAAUUGCAAUUGCUGUUGGAGUAAAGGCUAGAGGAAACACAAUUAAUCACUUCAUCAGCAGUCACCUCCUUCAAAGGUCUGAAUAGCAUGCACAUUUGACCUUUUUGCUAAUGACCGCACCCAGUAUCAUUUCACUCUACAGAUAGCGUUGUCAAGUGCAUGUUUAAUUGUUUAUCUUUACAUUUAAGUUCAAGAACAGAGUAAGCUUAUUAGCUGCUGAUAACCGCACAUCAUUUUACUCUUCAGAUUAUUUCAUUUAUGUUCAAGAA
Molecule: messenger RNA, 969 nt
Organism: Ipomoea nil (Japanese morning glory)
Lineage: Eukaryota; Viridiplantae; Streptophyta; Magnoliopsida; Solanales; Convolvulaceae
Exons: 7
Coding region: 262-786 (174 amino acids)
Source: RefSeq, a predicted model, not a curated record